GCAAAGCGUUUGAACCGGCGGCGCACUGGCCGUUUUUGGCGGGAAGGACAAGCAAGCAAGACAAAAGAGAGGCAAAGCGAGAACAAACAGAGCUGGCUGGCAGUUGCUUGUUUGUUGUGCGAGUGUGUUUGUGUCUGUGUGUUUGCACCAGCAGCACCAGCAGCACCAGCAGCACCAGCUGUCGUGAACAAACCCACGAUCCAAAGGCGGGAACUUGCCUGUGCAGCCGUCUCAAUACGUCAGCAGCAGCAGAAACAACAGCACCCCCAAACAUCGGCAGUCGCUCACUUUCACAUUCAGCAUUCGCACCACACACACACACACACACACUCACACACUCACACUCAAGCACUGCACUUGAGGAUGGCGGGAAACGCUGGAGGUGGUGAUGAAGAUGAUGCCCUGAGGGAGCUGGUGCGUCCACGGCUGCUGGUGCACGGCAACCAGCUCGUCAAGAUGUCCAUUGCCUUUGUCAGGGAACAGGACUUUGGCACCGUGGCAAGCACGCUCGCACUGCAGCAGGAGCUGCAUGAGCUGGUUGUGGCGGGGUUCGCAACCCACUUCCAGCAGCCACUGCGCCACGACCACCUCGUCAUCUACCCAGACCUUGCACCUUGGCCCGCAUCAAAAGCGUACAAAUUCUUCCAGGGCGCAACGCAGCUCAAGCCAGAGGCGCACAUGGUCGUCCUACGGGUGCGCCUCAUGCACAACACAUCUGCACCCAGCGCAAGUGCAGCUAGCACGCAUGCCAGCGCUGCCGCGAAUCCAAAACAACAACAACAGCAGCAGCAACAACAACAACAACAACAACAACAACAACAACAACAACAACAACAGCAACAACAAAGUCCAAAGCCCAGAAAGAAGAAGAAGAAGGAGAAGAAGACGGAAACGGAGCUGAAGCAGAAGAAGGGUGAUGUGAAGAAGAACAAGAAGAUGGAGAAGAAGGAAAAGAAGAAGCAAGACAAGCACGAAAAGAAGAAGACGAAGAAGAAGCAGCAGACGGAUGUUGAUGAUGAGUCAGCCACAACAGCGGCUGCUGGAGCGACAGACAAGGACGCAAAGUCCAGCAGCAGGACCAAGAAAAAGAGCAAGAAGCACAAGAAGCACAAGAAGGAGAGCGAGCAACAGCACGCUCCGGUCGUGCACAUCGUCGCCACAGCGCCACAGCCUCCAUUGCCGCCUGCAGAGGCGAUGGCCGCUACGACCACGUCGUUGCUACCACCUACAGCAACGCCGCCAGUCGUCUACCAAGCAACUGUGCAGCAGCAGCAACAACAACACCAACAACACCAACACCAACAACACCAACACCAACAACAACCGCAAGCACACGACCCAACUCAUGUCGCUGUGCCUUUGCCUUCCGCGAUAUCCACACCUCCACGACAGCAUGCUGUGCAACACGGCAAGCCUUCGCCAUCUUCGGCUGGACAAAGAACAGGCAACGGCACCCCGGCUGUUGCGACCUCCAUAACAACAUUCUCAACGGCCAUCCCCGUCAUAGUCAACUCUCGCAUGGUACGCCAACCCGACCCACCGCCACAACACAAGGCACAACAACGAACAACAACAGCAGCAGCAGCAGCAGCAGCAGCAACAACAACAACAACAACAACAACAACAACAGCAGCAGCAGCAGCAGCAGCAGCAGUCGCCCGGACGAAAUGCAAAGCGACGUGCAGCAAGAGCAGAAGCAUCGCCAGGCGCCAAGCAAGCCAAAGCACACGGCAAGGCCAGUGCCAGUGCCAUUGAACCAAAGGUUGAAGAAUCGCCCGUGAGCGCUGAGGUCAUGGACGCACGCAUCCGACAGGACCAGGAGGAGCAAGAGCAGCGGAUGCGGCUGUGGGUGCAGAAGGUGAUGCGGCAGCUGCGUCGGGAUGGCGGCACUACAAGCUAGUGUGCUGCCCGUUCUCCUCCGCAAUGCUCUGCAUCCUGCGUGCACGCGCUGCCGGUGUCUGUGCGCGGCUGGACGAUGUGGACCGCUUGUCCUCGCUCACCGUCUCGCCCGUGGUGACAAUGUCCAGUUGCUGCUCGGAGACGACGAUGAGGGCUGCGGAGUUGUUCAUGCCGCAGUAGUGGCUGGACGAGAACACGGUGAUCUGUCACACGAGCAAGGCACAAAGGAGGUGGGAAUGGGAGGUGUGAGACGGUGUUGGUGGGGAGGUGUGAUGUGGGGAAGGCGGGUGGAGAGGGGGGGGGGUGCAUUU
Molecule: messenger RNA, 2210 nt
Organism: Salpingoeca rosetta
Lineage: Eukaryota; Choanoflagellata; Craspedida; Salpingoecidae
Exons: 4
Coding region: 364-1755 (463 amino acids)
Source: RefSeq, a predicted model, not a curated record